This is a messenger RNA of Prorocentrum cordatum, 167 nucleotides long. Lineage: Eukaryota; Dinophyceae; Prorocentrales; Prorocentraceae. The record is from the annotation of a GenBank genome assembly.
GCGAAGCCUUGGCGAAAAGCAGGGCCACGCCGGCGCCCCGCAGCGGGCGCGGCGUCGGCGCCCUGGCGAUCUGGGGCAACGUGCCGCUCUACGCCAUGACCUGCCCGUUCACCGGCGACGUCCGCCAGGCUGGGGAGGACGUGAGGCGAAAGAUGAGGCUGACGCAG